Molecule: messenger RNA, 1998 nt
Organism: Moesziomyces aphidis
Lineage: Eukaryota; Fungi; Basidiomycota; Ustilaginomycetes; Ustilaginales; Ustilaginaceae
Source: the annotation of a GenBank genome assembly
AUGGCGGCCAACUCCGCAACCCAGCCUCGCCAUGCCACCACGAUCAUACACAGCUACACGAGCGUCAAGAUGGAGUCGCUGCUCUCGAGAAUCCUGCCUUUGGCCGCAGAUCCGUUCCCGCCCACACAUGUGGCAGGCUCCGAGUUCGAAGGUUUCUUCCUCCGCCUCGAAUCGCACUCGGGCCGCUCGCACGCCGUCCACGGCCAGGCAUCGCCGCAGCUACGGGCAACUACAACGAACAAGACAUCGAAAGCCAAACCAGCAACCAAGCACAGGCGAGAGAGUAGCCUAUCGACCGCAGCGGGCGCAUCGCCAUCUCGCAUCCCGCGUCUCGCCAAGUCAGCCAGGUCGCCGCAGUCAGCUUCUACACGCCGCGGGGCGACACAGCAGGUCAAGCAGCGUCGACCGCGGUCAGCUUCGACAACGUCAGACUCAUCCUCUCACUCUCACAAUUCCACUUCAACUCAUGACGAUCCACCAUCGCCCACUCCACAGCCACGCCGAACCUCGCUUGGGCGUGGCUCACUGCCGGACGGCACGCGCAGCUCGCCCACGCAGCAGCCGAUGCUCACGGACAUCGACCCGGUGUUCGACAGCCCCGAAUCGUAUCUUGCGCAUCCACUCGGACUCGGAAGCUCCGCGAAGCCCAACGGCCUUUCGAAUGGUGCGGAUGAUCGCGGCCUGCCUGCACCUUCGCCGGCCGACUUCAUCCUCGUGGUGUGCGAGCUGCAGUCGGCACCCAUCGACCAGCGCAUCUGCCUGUACAUGCGCUGGAUCGUGCACGGCGAAGAAGCCGCGCUCUUCCAAUCGCUGCACUCUCGCACACAGCAGAGCGACCGGCUGCCUCGCAAUGCGGACAAGGGCAAGCGCAAGAGCAUCGACUCGUUCGAGCUCAUCCGGUACAUCCCCGCGUGGCAGCUCAAGCUCGGCGCACGUGCAAGUGCGAGCAGCGUCCAGCCUUUUCGUAUCGACCUUCCGUCCCCAGCAGGUGAGGUUGAUGGCGACUCGUUCGGCUUCCUGCAGGCGGAUGCGAACGGCAACGUGGUGGUCGACGUGACUCUGCCGAAUGCAGCGAGGUCUUCUGGGACUAGACGCGUGGCGACGCGCGCGCGCGUGCGCUCGACAAAGCACGUCCCAUGGCAUCCGCAGCGCUCGCGCGGGGUGAUGGGGAGCAAAGGUCCCGAGGGGUGGAUCCAGCACCUGGGCGCCGUGUUACCGCUGCACUGGUACGUCCACACCUCGAGCGCCCCUGCCAUGUUUUCCCUCGAGCACGUCGUCCAAUCGGCACCGAGCAACAGCAGUGAGGAGUUGGAGGAUGCCGUGGCGGCCGGACGCGCGUUACUGCACGUCGAGAAGAACUGGGGCCAUGGCUUUCCGUCCGGAUGGAUGUGGGUGCACGGCGCUUCGCCGCUUGCCGACCUGUCGCUGCCGCGCGCCGAUGCAGGGCCCGCCGUGAGACUGUCGCUCGCCGGAGGCUCGAUAAUGGGUCUCACGGCGUUUCUGGUGGGAAUUCACAUCAAGCCCACGCAGGGCAGGGCUGUGGACUGGAACUUCACUCCGCCGUCCGCAGUUGGGCCGCAACAUGCAUCUGACGGUCCGGGGGGUGAGAAGGUGCAUCGCGGAAUCGGCUUCACCAUGCGUCGCAACUUUAAGCGCAAGACGUUCGUGCUCGACGUAUGGGAUGCGACGAGGUGGGCGAGCAUCAGCGUGCACGGUGCAGAAGAGACGUUUGCAACCCAGAUCCCAGGACCGUGUAGAGGAGGCUGGAAACCGGCCUACUGUCACCACUCGUACCGCUGCCAAGCGCGAAUUGUGCUGUUCGAGCGCAGCCUCGCUUCGGUGCUCAAGCUGCCACUCCGUGCAGCACAACCAUGGGCAGCCGUCAAGGCCCUGGCGGCCUUUCAGCCGCUGCACGACGGGAUUGCAUGGGACAAGGUGGUGGAUGUCAACCUGGAUGACCGCGUUGCUCUAGAGUUCGGGGGCGACUUUGCCCAGUAG